GGGGCCUCCAGGAAGCGCCGGCUCGGCCAUCAUCAUCGCCAUCAUCAUCAUCAACAUCAUCGCCGCCGCCGCGAAGGAUUGUGGGGCAGCGGCAGCAGAUCCAAGAUGGCGGCCAGCAGGAGGCUGAUGAAGGAGCUUGAAGAAAUCCGCAAGUGUGGAAUGAAGAACUUCCGUAAUAUCCAAGUUGAUGAAGCUAAUUUAUUGACUUGGCAAGGGCUUAUUGUUCCUGACAAUCCUCCAUAUGACAAGGGUGCAUUCAGAAUCGAAAUCAACUUUCCAGCAGAGUACCCAUUCAAACCUCCUAAGAUUACGUUUAAAACAAAGAUCUAUCACCCUAACAUUGAUGAAAAGGGGCAGGUUUGUCUGCCAGUAAUAAGUGCUGAAAACUGGAAGCCAGCCACCAAAACUGAUCAAGUAAUCCAGUCCCUCAUAGCACUGGUGAAUGACCCCCAGCCCGAGCACCCACUUCGGGCCGACCUAGCUGAAGAAUACUCUAAGGACCGUAAAAAAUUCUGUAAGAAUGCUGAAGAGUUUACAAAGAAAUAUGGUGAAAAGCGACCAGUGGACUAAAUUAAAAAAACAAAACCUGAUAAAGCUGAUGUCAGCAAUGUGUGUGAGAAGACCUGGAGCAGUGCAUUUCAGACACACCACAAAGCAGGACUCUAUGGAAAAUUGACAAGUGUCACCUCUUGGUGUUAACUUGUGGCUGUUACUAACUUUCUACAGUUUCUUAAUCAAAAGUGGUCUAGGUAACCUGUAAAGAACGGAUUAAAAAUUAAGAUGUUCUAGUUCUGCUUUCUUUGUUUAAAAUCACUGCUUCAAUAUACUUUAAAGGAUGCUGUUUCCUUUUUUUUUUUUUUUUUUUUUCAAAAUUUAUCAAAAAAUAUCUUAGACUUAAUCUGCCCUUAAAAGUUCAAAAGGUUGUGGCUGUUAUUUCUUAUUUUCCCCUGCGACCCCUCCUUCCCAUGUAAUUUUCUUUUUCUUCUCCUCCCCACCCACAAACCCACACACUUAUGUCUUAGCAACAUUAUUUUGUCCCGAGGAAAAAAAGAAAUGAGAAAGAGUCGAAUGUUUUGGCCUUUUGCUUCAUUUCCCCCUCUUCAGUGUUGCACUGCGCUUUGUGGAACUUGAUCCCAAGUUUCUCUUAACUUCAGUUUGUAACAUAAUCCGCCACAUGUACUCCAUACACUUGGGCCCCCAUCCUUAUAUGCAUCUUUCUGAUGUUACUACAAUAAUGUUUAUUAAAUGGGGAACGUCAAGCUUUGUGUGCUUGAGUGAAUUACAAUACGGCUUAUGUCCUUUUUCGGGGGAAUUUUUGACACAGGACGUUCUGUAGCAAAGUAAUAGUGGGAUGUGAUUUUUUUUUUAAAUUAAUUUUUCAAUUGUAUUCUUAGUAUCUAUGCAGAGUACCUAGGAUAAUUACUCAGAAUAGCAUUGCAAAGCAGUUUGGAAGAAUUUAAAAUUAGGGACCAAGAGGUACCAAAGUGAGCAAACAAAAGUUGCCCCAUCCCUAGCCCUCUUGGGAGGGGAGCCUUGCAGAAGGAGUACUCCUUGAAAUCUUCAGUUUUUGAAAAACAAAUUUGUAGUCAUUGGGAUACGUGUAUCUUAUCUUUUUACCUGUCUCCUGCGGAAUGAAAAACAUACCUUCCCAUUCUAAUGGAUUGUUGUGAAAACGCAAGGAAUUUCCAUUAAGCAAUAAGUGGCCAGUAGUCAGAUGCGGAUGCUACUGCUGUUCAUAAAAUACUUGUAUGAAAUGCAGCAUUCUAGACUUAGAUGAGUUAACAGAGUUUCUUUCAAUCUGAAGAAUUCCUGCUGAAGUAAAGUGACAUUCUUCUCAUUUAGGACUGAAUAGCCUUUGCCUUUUAGAAUUGAUAUUUUAAGUUUAGGAUACCAAAACAGCCUAGUCACAUUACCAAAGGUGGCUUCCCAGCUUCCCGUUUUAAAUCAUACAUGUUUUUGACCUCAUCCCUAUGACAUCUUAAGAGAGCGAGAAGUACAUAUCGUUUUAUUUUGCAGGAGCUUGCAUUAGUAAAACUCUCCACACCUAGGUAAGAAAUCUGGAACUAGUCAUUGCCCUUGCCACGUUUUAGGGCUAAUUUCAGGGAAGUGGAAGAAUAACCUUUUGGGUUUUUAAUGUUUUGUAUCCACCCCUCUCUCCUUCCUUCCCUACUCCAGCUUUUGAUUUAAAACCGUAAAAGAUUGACAGCCAAGUACCUCUGCUGAAAAGUAUAUUUAAAAAAGCUCUUUCUUUAUGGGGUAUGAAGCAUCUCUGUUUUAAGUGUUCUUAGGGGGGGGGGGAAUCUUUGGGAGGCAAUUAAAGUUUAAAAAAGAAAAAAACUACCUUUACUUAAUAUGGACACUUGCAUUUCCUAAGUGUGUGUGUUCAGGCUUGGUGACCAGCACUGUCUAUUACCAAAAUUUUCACAUAUUUUUUUUUUGUGUCCUCAUUUGCAGAAAGUUGGUAUUGACUUUGUUUCAUUCACGCUACGCAGAUUCAAAAUAAACAGAAAAUGCCAAAUUUUAUCUGUCAAACUGCAGUGUAUGUAAAUCCUGAAUCUCAUUGCAAUGAACCCAUGUUUGUUUGUCCCCCGUCCCAUCGCAUCUGUUGGCUUGGUAGCCCCUUUUUCCAUACACAGCCCAUAGACCCAUUUAUCUGUCACUGUUGUUACUUGGACAAAAUCUCUAUAUAGAUAGAUAGAUAUCUCUUUUGAAUUGUAAACCUCUCAGGUCCAACUGCAUAUAUGUGAACUGGUGCUCUGUGAAAAAGAAAUGGAAGAGCCUGGGGGAAUUUUAAAUCUUUCCCAAUCACCUAGCGUGUACCAAAACAUAAUUAUUAUUAUUAUUAUUAUUUUGUCUUUUGUGCAAGGUUUGAGUGUUUCAAACAUUCUCUGGGCAGUGCCCCUAAAAUGCAGGGCUUGUGCCGAGAAUCUUAUGUGUGAUCCGGAGCCUCCACACAAAGCAACUUUUGUAACCCUGGGUGCCCGCUUUAAGCUCCCCUGGUCAUUGAAAUCACUUCUGUUAGGCCACAGCUCUAUUGGGUGACAAGCAAGGUGACCUGACAUAGUUGUGGCAUGUUGUCCAUCCCUAGGACAGUUGAGCCACACCUGACGAAGAAAGUCCUAAAAUGUUUCACCCUGACCGCUUCAAAUUCUCUUUUAUUAAGGGUACUUGCCUUCAGCUUGGCUCCUCAAGACUUCCACUGCCAGUCCCCAAGAGGCGUUUCAGUUGUGCGGAAGGCAUGCGAACGGACAAGCCUUAUUCCAAAGAUGAAGUUGAAGCAACGUAAAAUCUGAAACUGGUAGGGCGCUCCCUAAGAGCUCAGCCUCCAUAACCGAGGCAGGUUUCCAGUUCUAUACCAUAGCUAAUUUUCCAACUAUUGAUAGUGAUUCUUCCCUCCUCUCCUCCCAGGGUUAGUUGGGGAGCAGACCUUGGGGUCUUCUACUGGCCCUAUGGCUUGCGCUCAGACAUGAGUGCCCCCUUGUUGAAAAUCUUGAAGUGGUCCCCUAUAUACUGAUAGUAAGAGAAACUGGAGAAUGAGGGGAGUAAAAGCCCGCAAGUCCCAAGGCCUGUUCUGUUUUGCACACAAAGAGAUGUGGGUUGGGGAGAAGUCACAGCCAAACAGUCCCUUUAGUACAGCGUAACAGGCAUGUGUGAAUUAAACAGGAAUGCAAUGAAGCAGUGUCAACUCAGGCAUUCACGCUCCUUCCCUCCUCCUUUGGUUCUGUCUGGUUCCCGAAACAAAGCUGAAUUCUAAACAUGUAGUUUUGAGAUCUCCAAGUCUACACUUAUCUUGUACCGAUAUAGGCUUUCUUGCAAUUCCAUUCUGCUACCCUGAAUAAAAAUGCUCUCAAAGGC
Messenger RNA from Sceloporus undulatus (fence lizard), 3855 nucleotides. RefSeq names its product ubiquitin conjugating enzyme E2 L3 (gene UBE2L3). Gene Ontology annotation, biological process: protein polyubiquitination; ubiquitin-dependent protein catabolic process. The transcript is spliced from 4 exons. The coding region runs from base 106 to 570 and encodes 154 amino acids. Gene Ontology annotation, molecular function: ubiquitin conjugating enzyme activity. Lineage: Eukaryota; Metazoa; Chordata; Lepidosauria; Squamata; Phrynosomatidae. The record is from RefSeq and is a predicted model, not a curated record. Gene Ontology annotation, cellular component: nucleus.